CUGUGGCUAGGCAUGCCAGCCUGGUAUGUUGCUGCCUGCCGUGCCAACGUGAAGAGUGGAGCUAUUAUGUCUGCUUUGUCUGAUACUGAGAUUCAAAGAGAAAUUGGAAUCAGCAAUCCUCUUCAUCGCUUAAAACUCCGACUGGCAAUCCAGGAGAUGGUAUCACUGACAAGUCCAUCAGCACCUCCAACAUCCAGAACACCCUCAGGCAAUGUUUGGGUGACCCAUGAAGAAAUGGAAAAUCUUGCUGCUCCAGCUAAAACGACCCUGGCUUAUGGGGACAUGAACCACGAAUGGAUAGGUAACGAGUGGCUUCCCAGUCUGGGUUUACCUCAGUACCGAAGUUAUUUUAUGGAAUGCCUGGUAGACGCGAGGAUGCUAGAUCACCUGACAAAGAAAGAUCUGCGUGUGCACCUAAAAAUGGUGGAUAGUUUUCAUCGAACAAGCUUGCAAUAUGGAAUCAUGUGUUUAAAGAGGUUGAAUUAUGAUAGAAAAGAACUGGAAAAGCGAAGAGAAAUGAGUCAGCAUGAAAUAAAAGAUGUGCUGGUAUGGAGCAAUGAUCGAGUCAUACGCUGGAUACAAGCCAUUGGCCUCCGAGAAUAUGCAAAUAACAUUCUAGAAAGUGGUGUACACGGUUCACUUAUAGCACUGGAUGAAAACUUUGACUACAGCAGUUUAGCUUUAUUACUACAGAUUCCAACACAAAACACCCAGGCACGGCAGAUCCUUGAGAGAGAAUACAACAACCUUUUAGCACUAGGAACUGAAAGACGACUUGAGGAAAGCGAUGACAAGAACUUCAGACGUGGCCCCUCCUGGCGACGACAGUUUCCUCCGCGCGAGGUUCACGGGAUCAGCAUGAUGCCAGGCGCCUCGGAAACGCUGCCAGCUGGGUUCAGGCUCACCACCACAUCAGGGCAGUCACGGAAGAUGGCGACGGACGUUGCUUCAUCACGACUUCAGAGGUUAGACAGCUCAACAGUUCGCACAUACUCAUGCUGACAAGGCCUAGCAAAGAAGGCAGCACUGAAUUGUUAUGUCAUCUCUUUCUUCUUCUUUACCUGAAGUGCACUACCACGACUUAGGAAAAAGAACAUUAAAACUCUCUGCAAGAACAGGGUAAUAGGGAAGAGAACACAUAUGGUCUAUCAGACAAACAAAUAUGAUGUUCCUUUCAUGUAUUGGUUAGUUUAAAACAUGAAUAAAAAUACCUAAAUUACUA
Messenger RNA from Acanthisitta chloris (rifleman), 1222 nucleotides. RefSeq names its product liprin-alpha-2-like. The record is from RefSeq and is a predicted model, not a curated record. The annotation marks the transcript as partial. Gene Ontology annotation, biological process: synapse organization. NCBI's taxonomy places the organism in Eukaryota, Metazoa, Chordata, Aves, Passeriformes, Acanthisittidae. Gene Ontology annotation, cellular component: presynaptic active zone. Gene Ontology annotation, molecular function: protein binding. The transcript is spliced from 9 exons.